Messenger RNA from Polistes dominula (European paper wasp), 1902 nucleotides. Its product is annotated as dynein regulatory complex subunit 3. The record is from RefSeq and is a predicted model, not a curated record. Gene Ontology annotation, cellular component: cilium. Lineage: Eukaryota; Metazoa; Arthropoda; Insecta; Hymenoptera; Vespidae. Gene Ontology annotation, molecular function: protein binding.
UAUAUAAAUAUCAUAAAAUAUUAUAUAAAUAUUAAUAUAAUCCAUGAAAAAUGGAUGAUAUGGAAAUGAAAAUGACGCAACUUACAGUUGCACGGCAACAUAAUCGAUAUAAUAAACAGUAUUCAAGAGUAUACACAAUUAGAUAAAUUAAAUAAUUUAUUCUCAUUAUUAUAUGUAUAUAAUGUUUAUUAUUUUUGUGAAUGAUGUAUCAAGAAAAUGUCUCGACCGCUACGAAAAGUAUUUUAGAACCUGGUGUAAUUAAUGAAGAACUUCUUGUUAAUUUAACAAUUGAUCAAGGCCCCAAAGGUGAUGCUGGAAAACAUUUUCUUGAAGAUGGUAUUAAAUUGGAUGCCAUUACUGAAAUACGAAUUGAAUUUUGUAAUAUUUUGAAAAUUGAUCACCUUUGGGUAAUGCCAAAUUUGAUAAAAUUACAUUUAUCAAAUAACAUUAUAGAAAAAAUCGAAAAUUUGGAUGCCCUUGUUCAUUUAAAAGAACUUGAUCUAUCUUUUAAUCAUAUUAAAGUAAUGGAGAAUCUAAAUCAUUUAAUUGAAUUGGAAAUACUGUUACUUUUCAAUAAUCAUUUUUCUAAAAUCGAAGGCAUAGAUAACUUACAUAAAUUACACAUUUUUAGCAUUGGAAAUAAUCAGAUAACAGAUUGGGAACAUGUCAUUUAUUUACGACAAUUCAAACGUUUAUGUAGUUUUAACAUUGAUAAAAAUCCAUGUACAAAGAAAGAUGGAUAUCAAGAAUAUUUAAUCGCAUUAAUACCGCAAUUAAUUUAUUAUCAAUAUAAAAUGAUAACCAAAGAUGAACGUCAAUCUGCUGUAAACAAACAUCAACGUUUGAUUAGUAAUAUAGAAGAGGAAGAAGCAAAAAAGAAAAAGCAAUUGGAUGAACAAGAAACAUAUAAAAAUUUACAAAAUUUAUUGUCUAAAUCAUAUGUAGAAUAUUUAAAUGAUGAUAGCUUUUUUUGGCAAAUGUAUCUUGAUGACAAAGAAGGAAAAGAUUUGUCUGCAGUAAAUAAUGAUACAAAAAAUGCUUUUGAAGAAUAUAAAAACAAAAUCACGUCUAUAUGCUAUGAAUUGUAUGAAAUUGGAUUGAAGGAACAAGUUAAACGAGAUAAUGAAAUUAAAUUAUUCAAUGAUGCUGUUAAUGAUGGCAAAAGUAAAGAACUAAACGACUCAAGAGAUAUCGUAAAUGAACUAAUGGACGAAAAAGUUAAAGUUUUUUCACAAAUAAAUUUAUUAUUUCAUAUACUUGAUGACAUAGAAAUGGAUGAUAUUGAUGAUAAUGUUGAAGUAGUACAAGAUUGGUCUAAUCAUUUUAAUGAUAUGAUAUCUAAAACAUGGACAAAAUUAAUGUCCAAAGAAAUUAUAUUACAUGAUCAAUUAGUAGAAAUAAAUGAAAUUUUUAAAAUAAACAUGACUAACAUGAUUGAGCAAUUUUUGGAAAUUGCUCGAGAAUAUUUUUCACAAAUGCGAAAUGCUGAAGCGGAAUACAACGAUACUAUUAAUAAUAUUAUUUCAUACUUUAUCAGUGGUUUUAGGGAUGAAACUAAAAUUCCACGUCAUUUGUUAGAACUAUGCGGAGAUAAAGAUGUAUUGAGCAAUAAUCUGGCAGCAUCACACGAUUUACAUUUACAUACAAUUGAUGCUAGAGAAGAUCUUAUGUUAGGUAGACUAAAAACAUGGGUCAAUGAUUAUUGCGAAAAGCUAUAUAAUAAGGAAACUAACAGGCAUCGUCAAAAAAUUUUGGAGAUUACCUAUUUUCUAGAAGAUUUACAUAAACAAUUUAAUUCAUUAGUAUUAUUACAUCUACCGUAUUAUCAAGUUGAUAAUAUUUCUUUUUUAACUAAUAAGAAAGAAUAAUUAUAGAGUUGAAUAAUUAUUAAUGGUAUAAAAA